This is a messenger RNA of Mytilinidion resinicola, 572 nucleotides long. RefSeq lists its product as uncharacterized. The coding region runs from base 130 to 432 and encodes 100 amino acids. NCBI's taxonomy places the organism in Eukaryota, Fungi, Ascomycota, Dothideomycetes, Mytilinidiales, Mytilinidiaceae. The record is from RefSeq and is a predicted model, not a curated record. The transcript has a single exon.
GAAGUCAUUUUUGUCUCCAUGGACGUCGAGUCUUUUACGCACACUAGUGGUCACACUGAAAUCAGCCUGUUAAUCUGCAACACUGAGGACUUGGUCGGCUUGGAGCCUGUCUCUGACUGUGACAUAUAGAUGAUUAGAGUUAAGACGGUCUUGUUUCGGUCAACGAUCUCCCUCUGGCGUGGAGAGCAUACGCGCGUGAUGGUUCCAACUAGUUCCACUCCGACAGCAUUACUGGCUCAAGGCUAUUGGUUGCAAAAGCUGAUUCGAGACACAGGGCUGUAUAGCGAUGCUCAAAAUCCAGGGCAGCAAUGUUCAGGGCCGAAAGACUCAAUGUCCAUUUGUCACCUAGCCUUGAGCGGGUGGCAGAAGGGCACGUUGCGAAUAACAAGACUCGGUCUUUUUGGUCUACUGCAGCGUCUAUCUUCGUGUUAGCGUCUGUAGAUGUCUAAGGAGGAGAAGGUAUGAGACCAUAUCGAUUGGCCUCACACAACAAUGCUGCCUACCCCGUGUUCCACGUGCUCCGACAGUUAGGGGUAUGAACUGCCUUGUCUAAUGACAUCGAGUCGCCUCUA